CAGUUUCGGUCCAGUUCCCAGUUCCUAGUUCCCCACUCCAUCUCACCGCAGCGGAUUCGCAAUGGCCGAAAUCGCUGGGGAAACUGGUCGGAGAGCUCUUAGUGUCAAUUAGAGUCAGUUGCUGAUCCCUCCGGAACCAGAAAAAUUUCUGACCGAGAACGCUCGACGCUAUUGACAAAAUAGUACAUAAUCGUUCGGUAGGAUAUAGCCUCUGAACUUCUACCUUUCUGACCUGUUCCUUACCUCUAGACAGAUCCCCACUCCCAGUCACAUCCCCAAACAUGGCUUCAAAAUCCUUCUCCAAGGCCCUUCCCCAGCGAUUGGCCCGCCAAUUGGCCUCGCCCGCUGUCCAGAGACGCAGCUUCGUUGCUGCUGCUUCUGCCGGUGCCAGAGCCACCGCCGUCAAGGCUGCUCGUCCCGCUGUUGCCAGACAGCAGGUCCGUGGUGUCAAGACCAUUGACUUUGCUGGUGUCAAGGAGGACGUCUACGAGCGUGCCGACUGGCCCAAGGAGAAGCUCUUGGAGUUCUUCAAGAACGACACUCUCGCCCUCAUCGGCUACGGCUCGCAAGGUCACGGUCAGGGUCUUAACCUCCGCGACAACGGCCUUAACGUCAUCAUCGGUGUCCGAAAGAACGGUCAGUCAUGGAAGGACGCCCAGCAGGACGGCUGGGUUGAGGGCAAGAACCUGUUCGAGGUCGACGAGGCCAUCUCCCGCGGUACCAUCGUCAUGAACCUGCUCUCCGAUGCUGCCCAGUCCGAGACUUGGCCCGCCAUCAAGCCCCAGCUCACCAAGGGUAAGACCCUCUACUUCUCCCACGGUUUCUCCCCCGUCUUCAAGGAUGUUACCAAGGUCGAUGUCCCCACCGACAUUGAUGUCAUCCUCGUUGCCCCCAAGGGUUCCGGCCGUACUGUCCGAUCCCUCUUCCGUGAGGGCCGUGGCAUCAACUCCUCCUUCGCCGUCUUCCAGGAUGUCACUGGCAAGGCCGAGGAGAAGGCCAUUGCUCUCGGUGUCGCUGUCGGCUCCGGCUACCUCUACAAGACCACCUUCGAGAAGGAGGUCUACUCUGACCUCUACGGUGAGCGUGGUUGCCUGAUGGGUGGUAUCCACGGCAUGUUCCUCGCCCAGUACGAGGUUCUCCGUGAGCGCGGCCACAGCCCCAGCGAGGCUUUCAACGAGACCGUUGAGGAGGCUACCCAGUCCCUCUACCCUCUCAUCGGUGCCAACGGUAUGGACUGGAUGUACGAGGCUUGCUCCACCACUGCCCGCCGUGGUGCCAUCGACUGGACUCCCAAGUUCAAGGAUGCCCUGAAGCCCGUCUUCAACUCCCUCUACGACGCCGUCCACGACGGUACCGAGACCAAGCGAUCCCUCGACUACAACGGCCAGAAGGACUACCGCCAGAAGUUCGAGGCCGAGAUGGAGGAGAUCCGCAACUUGGAGAUCUGGAGAGCCGGCAGGGCCGUCCGUUCCCUCCGACCCGAGAACCAGAAGUAAGGGAGUGGUGUUUUUAAUCAAUAGGAUGGUAUCUGGAUGGUUGGACAUAUUCCCAAGGACAGCUUUUGUACUUAUUAUUCAUGGAUUCCCUUGGCUGUUUCGAGGAUCUUAGGGAUAUGGUUCAAAAAGUUUUCUAUUUUAGCUCGACUUCGAUCGGGCACUGCACAAUAAAGCGGGUUGUCGUUUCUUCAAUCCUUCCGCACGUUAUAGCUGAAUGACAUGCCUCGUUAUUUUUGUGAACUGCUGCCUCCGCUAUCGGACGCAGGUUCGAUGUUGGCAAUUGACGUGAUCUUAUUCGUCUCCGAUGU
This is a messenger RNA of Truncatella angustata, 1804 nucleotides long. RefSeq names its product ketol-acid reductoisomerase. The transcript has 4 exons. The record is from RefSeq and is a predicted model, not a curated record. NCBI's taxonomy places the organism in Eukaryota, Fungi, Ascomycota, Sordariomycetes, Amphisphaeriales, Sporocadaceae. Gene Ontology annotation, biological process: L-valine biosynthetic process. Bases 282 to 1496 code for a protein of 404 amino acids. Gene Ontology annotation, cellular component: mitochondrion. Gene Ontology annotation, molecular function: ketol-acid reductoisomerase activity.